UUAGAAAUAUGAUAUAAGUAUUCGUAUUAGCAUUUACGUGAAACACGAAUGCAUUUCACUGUAACAUCUUUUCAUAAGAAAACUAAGUAACUUUAUGUACGCGUACUAUUGUAUUUUAAGUUUCUUGCUCCUGUUGCUGUUUGUAUUUUGCUCGCUUUCAAUGGACCAAUAAGAAUCGUGCCUUUUCGCACGAAUGAAGUUUGGCGCGCAACCUUUUAGAAUCCCCGGUGUAAUGUUUCCGUAAAAUAUUCCCGAAAUUUGUUGAUAACUUGUUAAUCUCCGCUUAUUUAUUCGGUAUGGAACUGAUAGAAGAAUAUCAGGAACUUAUCGAACGUGAUGCAACUGAAAUUUCUUGGUUAUUCAAAUUCUUGCCAGCAUUCUGUUACAUUACAAGCGCGGUCACUGGAUACAUUUGCAGCAUAUUAUUCUACGUAAAAUGGGUAUUCAAUAUAUUUCGUUUCUGUAUCUUCAAACAUCACGCCUUCGACGAUAACUGUCCACUUUGGGCAAAUUCCGUCCUUAUGAUCCCUAUGGAAUCAGAUUGGAAUCAGAUAGUUGAUGAGGACAGCAUGAAUUUGAUUAAUACAAAUUGGAUGGAUCAAAUUGUGAUCCAUUAUGAUUACAACUAUAUAUGUAAAAUAUAUUUUAUAACUUGUUUCUUGUCCUGCAUAUUCGGGAUUAUAUGGUCCAUUAUGUUUUUAAUAUGUGGAAAAGGUGGAUAUGAUGUAUCAUCAAUAUAUGAGGUUCCAUGGAGUAUUGUAUUUCCUGCAACAAUUUUUAAUAUGAUAUUUGCAUUAAUUACAACAUAUGCUGUUAUAAAUCUGGCAGAAGGAUAUUUCAUAUUCAGCCAGAGCUUAAAAAGUGUUUACACUGCAAUAAGCAUUACUGAUAAAAUACCGAAACUUAUAAGUGAAUGUGAAAUUAUACAAAAAUAUUUACAACAUAACAUCCGUGACUAUGAUCUAUGUAAAUUAUUCUCUUGGCUGCAGGUUACAUCUCGUAGAACUUAUAAUAAUUUAAUACUAAAAUAUAAUCCGAUAUUAAUAUAUGUAUUAUGUAUCUUUAAGGUUCUUUCAUACAUAAUGAUGUGGAGUUGGUUAGGGGGAUUGGCGAUAUUAAUUUUUAGAAUAGUAAGGGUUAUACUGUUAUGUAGAUUGAAUAUUCCUAUAUUAGGCAAGAGAAUAAGUUGUACAUAA
Molecule: messenger RNA, 1196 nt
Organism: Megalopta genalis
Lineage: Eukaryota; Metazoa; Arthropoda; Insecta; Hymenoptera; Halictidae
Source: RefSeq, a predicted model, not a curated record